Messenger RNA from Raphanus sativus (radish), 2257 nucleotides. RefSeq names its product probable inactive receptor kinase RLK902. Lineage: Eukaryota; Viridiplantae; Streptophyta; Magnoliopsida; Brassicales; Brassicaceae. Gene Ontology annotation, molecular function: protein binding; ATP binding; protein kinase activity. Gene Ontology annotation, biological process: protein phosphorylation. The record is from RefSeq and is a predicted model, not a curated record. Bases 103 to 2010 code for a protein of 635 amino acids. The transcript is spliced from 2 exons.
AAGUGUUUGACUGCUAGCUUUCACUACACUCACUCCUCUCUGUAAUAAUAACCACCACACCUUUCUUUUCAGACAUCUCUAGGGUUUCGUUCUCUCUUCUUGAUGACUCCCUCAAUGGCGAGUCUCUCCACAUUCCUCUCGAUUCUCCUCCUCCUCUCUCUCCCUCUUCCCUCAACCCAAGACCUCGCCGCCGACAAAUCCGCCCUCCUCUCCCUCCGCUCCGCCGUCGGCGGCCGCACAUCCCACUGGAACACCGAACAAACCACGCCAUGCAACUGGACCGGCGUCGCCUGCGACGCCGCCACCAACCGCGUAACCGCCCUCCGCCUCCCCGGCUUCGCCCUCUCCGGCAACAUUCCCGAGGGUAUUUUCGGAAACUUAACGAAUCUCCGCACACUCAGCCUCCGCCUCAACGCGCUAACCGGCGCUCUCCCUACGGAUCUCGCCGCCUGCUCCGACCUCCGGCGUCUCUACCUCCAAGGAAACAGAUUCUCCGGAGAGAUUCCACCCCUCCUGUUCGGUCUAAGCAACCUCGUGAGGCUGGAUCUCGGGGAGAACGAGUUCACGGGAGAGAUCUCCUCGGGGUUCAAGAACCUCACGAGGCUCAAGACUCUGUUCUUGGAGAACAACAAGCUCUCUGGGCCUCUUCUUGAUUUGGGCUUGGGCUUGGGCUUGGAUCAGUUCAACGUCUCUAACAACUUGUUGAACGGAUCUAUACCGAAGAGUCUUCGGAAGUUUGGUUCUGAUUCUUUCCUCGGGACUUCGCUCUGCGGUAAGCCGCUCGGUGUUUGUAGUGACGAAGGGACUGUGCCGAGUCAGCCUAUCUCCGUCGGGAACAUUCCCGGAAAGAGAAAGAGGAAGCUCUCCGGCGGAGUGAUAGCCGGGAUUGUGAUCGGUUGCGUGGUUGGCUUCUUCUUGAUCGUUCUUGUUUUGAUGGUUCUCUUCCGGAAGAAGGAAGACGAGAGAACAAGAGACAUCAAGCAGCUUGACAUCGAAGUUCCGGAGGAGAAGACGACGGCGGUGGAAGCAAAUGAGCCAUCCACGGCGGCGGCGACGGCGACCGCGACGAAAGCGGUGGAAGUGAACAGCUCAGGGACGGCGAGGAAGUUAGUGUUCUUCGGGAACGCGACGAAGGUUUUCGAACUGGAGGAUCUGCUGAGAGCUUCGGCGGAGGUUCUUGGGAAAGGGACGUUCGGGACGGCGUACAAGGCGGUGCUUGACGCCGCGACGUUGGUGGCUGUGAAGAGGCUGAGGGAUGUGACGGUGGGGGAUAGAGAGUUCAAGGAGAAGAUUGAGGUUGUUGGGGCGAUGGAUCAUGAGAACUUGGUGCCGUUGAGAGCUUAUUAUUACAGUGGAGAUGAGAAGCUGCUUGUGUAUGACUUCAUGCCUAUGGGAAGCUUGUCUGCUCUCUUACACGGAAACAAAGGCGCAGGACGGAGUCCACUAGACUGGGAAGUCCGAGCACGUAUCGCUCUUGGAGCAGCUCGUGGACUAGACUAUCUACACUCGCAAGACCCAUUGAGCUCUCACGGAAACGUCAAGUCUUCCAACAUCCUCUUAACGAACUCACACGACGCACGGGUCUCUGAUUUCGGUUUGGCUCAGCUAGCCGGUUCCUCAUCCACGACACCAAACCGGGUUACCGGGUACCGUGCGCCGGAAGUAACUGACCCUAGUCGUGUCUCCCAGAAAGCGGAUGUGUAUAGUUUUGGUGUGGUGCUGCUAGAGCUGCUCACGGGGAAGGCGCCGUCUAACUCGGUGAUGAAUGAGGAAGGGAUGGACUUGGCGAGGUGGGUGCAUUCGGUGGAGAGGGAAGAGUGGAGGAGUGAGGUUUUUGACUCGGAGCUGGUGAGUUCGGAGACGGUGGUGUCUGUGGAAGGAGAGAUGGAGGAAAUGCUGCAGCUGGGGAUUGAGUGUACGGAGCAGCACCCUGACAAGAGGCCAGUGAUGACGGAGGUGGUGAGGAGGAUCCAGGAGUUGCGCCUACCGGGUUCGGAUCUGGUGGGCUAGACCAUUGGAUUGGAGAAGCUUCAGAGGCUUAUGAUGGAUGUCUUUAAGGAAUCUUUGCUGUUUAAAUGUUGGUUUAAGAGUAUGGCAGGGAAUUAGAGUUGAGGUCGUUAAUUAGAUGUUCUUAAUUUUGUUUUUUUUUUCUUUCUUAAUUUUAUUCUCAUGUGUGGGCACUGAUGAUGAGGAGUUCGUUGUGGUUGUAAUUAUUAUUGCUUUUUAACUUUAACUUUGUUUCAGUAUUGUUUCAGCC